Molecule: messenger RNA, 579 nt
Organism: Botrytis porri
Lineage: Eukaryota; Fungi; Ascomycota; Leotiomycetes; Helotiales; Sclerotiniaceae
Exons: 2
Coding region: 1-579 (192 amino acids)
Source: RefSeq, a predicted model, not a curated record
AUGAUGGAUUGCGAUAUACCCAGCAAUGAAAUCUGGAAAACUGGAAACCUUUAUCAGAAGACCACUGAAGAUAUGCCUAAGUGCUUUCGACGAAGCGUAUUCACGAUUUUCUUAAAAUCGAAACAUUCUUGGGAUAUUCCUCAGCCACAGAAGAAUAUUCAGGAAGCGGAAUCCGAACGCUACUGGACCAUGUUGUUACUAACUCCUUCUGAUUUCUUUCAAUCUUUUGAUGAACUCGACCAUCGUCACACGAUCCGACCCAUCCAAGACUGGAGAAAUAUUGGAAUCCAAAGGUGUAUACUGGCCGCAGAACUUACCAGCAUCUGUUACGCUAUGGCAUUAGUUGUGAAGCGAUGGGAAGAUCUGUAUCAGCACAUAAAGGACCUACUACAUCAAGACUUCAUGGAUCCCACGACUUACAGCGAACUUUUAUUCGACGACGAGACUUUCAGCCAAUCUUGGCUAUGCUUUUGGGUGAUUGGGUAUCUCAACGAAUUUCAAAUUAGCAUAGAAGACAACAUCAAGCAAUGGAAACUCUUUCGAGAGGCACGUGUCGAGCCAUAUCUUGUAGAAAACUAG